AUAAUGAUUCUGGAUAUCUAAGAGGACCAUGGAUCGAAUGCAGUAGCUCCGUAAAGGCGAGCAAGUACUUCUCUAACGGAUUCAUUCAGUUGGGGAGUUUUUAUUGGCACCACAGUACUUGACAACAUCUUGGAUUUUGGUUACAAGCGGUCCUCUUUGGCUUUGCAUUCUUAAUGCUUGUAAACUAAUGUAAAGUGCUUUGAACCUGCUUGGACUAAUGACUGAAAACCUAAGCAUUUAUCGAUGAUCGAUCAAAUGAGGUCUAUUUAAGGUAAAUACCAGUGGAUUGUUUGACUUGGGAUUUGUUGUACAGAAGGUCUUAUUGAAAACAAAACUCAAGAUACGAAGAGAUGCUCUACAAGGUUCUUCUCAGGUCGCCAUGUCACACUAAACAAUUUUAGAACCUUAGGUAAGGAUUCGUGGUAUUCUAGAACAGAUUGACAGAUUUCUCCUGGAAUUUCGUAAAUAGAAUUGGAUUUGUUGCUGAACCGACUACAAUACUGAAUCUUUAAAGCCACAGUUACAUAAGACAUGUCUUACAAAGACACAAAAACCUUCCUGUCCGUUCUAUUUGGCGUCUUGGCUAUCAUUAAUCUUACAGGUAACAUACUGACAUGUAUUGUGGUCAAGCGGAUUAUAUCCCUACAUACACCAAUGUACUAUUUACUGGUUAAUCUAUGUGUAGCGAAUAUCAUCAUGGCCGUACUAAGCGCCGCUAUGUAUAUCUUCAGCCCCGUCUACCAACAUCCAAGUGGACAGGCAGGAGAUUAUUUAUGCAAGUUUAUAACUGGGGAAACGAUAUUUUGGAUCGGCGGCUUUGCGUCAGGAUUCACGCUUGUUUUGAUAGCGUACGAGCGCUAUCGAGCUGUGGUUUAUCCUCAUGAUUUGUCGACACGCCUGAAUCUCAAACGGCUUAAAAUAGCGCUGGCUAUUAGCUGGAUUUGCGCGAUUCUUCUCAACUUGCCUAACUUCAGUACUAUUAAAGUCUACGAGGUUAGCAAGACGAUACGUGUGUGUAAAGAAGGAUGGGAAGGUAACACUACUGGCAAGGUGUGGUCUGUUAUUCUGGUCUUCAUUAGCUUUAUUUGUCCUUUAUCGACAGUUUCAGUCUUAUACUCGCGCACGGUCUACCAUCUGUACAAGCGACAAAGGCAGAUCAUUGACGUGAGUCAAAUGGCCGUCACUAAGGUCAGGAAAAAAAUCACGAUCGUUCUCAUAGCCAUCACUGUGCUAUUUGCAGCUUGUUGGACUCCAGAUGGAGUUACGUACAUCUACAUUCACUUCUCAAAACCAUCAACAGAAGACAGUUUACGGGGAAUCCCGAUCAUCCGAGAAGUAGCCAUACUACUAGUGUGUUUCAACUCCGCAAUCCAUCCAUUCCUAUGCGCGUUUACGAGUCAGGAGAUACGAAGAGGGCUCAAGAAGAUUAUUUGCAGAAAAAAGGAUCUGCUGGCUAAUCGUCCCCAUCUACAAAGAACCUCCCGAAGAUUAACAAUUUCUCUAAAUGCAACUAAAAUGGAAAACUGAAAUGCUUGGAAGUUUGUGGGGGAUCUCGACGAGAAUAGAAAAAGAAAACGUGCCUAGGAACCGUAGUGUGCAGAUCUUAUCGUAAAUCCUAUCAACACGUUUGCAUAUUGUAUCUAGGGACAUCUAGGAUAAUGAAUAGAAAACUGAAUAAAAAUGGGGCAAUUGAAUUAA
This is a messenger RNA of Actinia tenebrosa (Australian red waratah sea anemone), 1698 nucleotides long. RefSeq names its product neuromedin-U receptor 2. Gene Ontology annotation, biological process: G protein-coupled receptor signaling pathway. Gene Ontology annotation, cellular component: membrane. The record is from RefSeq and is a predicted model, not a curated record. Gene Ontology annotation, molecular function: G protein-coupled receptor activity. Lineage: Eukaryota; Metazoa; Cnidaria; Anthozoa; Actiniaria; Actiniidae.